Pelecanus crispus (Dalmatian pelican) is the source of this 2373-nucleotide messenger RNA. Lineage: Eukaryota; Metazoa; Chordata; Aves; Pelecaniformes; Pelecanidae. The record is from RefSeq and is a predicted model, not a curated record.
CACUCGCUCGGCUCCCUCCCGGUCUCCUCCAGGCAGCCCUGGGCGCUGGUGGGGAUCCUCGGAGGGGAUCAGCGCUCCACAGCCGAAGAUAAGCGGGAGUAUCACGGGAAUGGAACAACGGGGUUAGCCGUCGCCCAGAGAGAUUUCCUCACCUACGAUGGCACCUGUUUUACUGUCACUGCUUUCAGCGGAUGGAUAAAAGGGGUGCCUCAUAAUGGAUUUAAAGUCGAAGCGUCCAAAGGAAUAAUUCUUCAUUUGGUGGAUGAGGUUACAAGUUGGUUACCUGGCGACCGGAUCGUCGUUGCCAGUACAGAUUAUUCUAUGCAUCAGGCUGAAGAGUUUAAUCUCCUUCCUUGCCCUGAAUGUAAAAGUAAUCAAGUGAAAAUUGAUGGCAGCCCACUUUAUCUUCACAUUGGAGAAGUCAUUGAUGGCAUCGAUAUGAGGGCAGAGGUUGGUCUUCUGACUAGAAAUAUCCUUAUUCAAGGAGAAAUGGAAGACUCCUGUUAUGGACAAAAUCAAUGUCAGUUUUUCUCCUUUGAUACAUUCGGAGGACAUAUUAAAAUCCUAAGGAAUUUUAGCUCUGUUCACAUGUCAGGAGUGGAAUUAAAAAACAUGGGGCAGCAAAUCCUGGGAAGUUAUCCUGUGCAUUUUCACUUGGCUGAGGAUGUGGAUGAGAGAGGAGGAUACGAACGCCCAACGUACCUUGAUAACCUGGCUAUCCACCACUGCUUCUCUAGGUGUGUUGCCAUACAUGGGACUCAUGGCCUUCUGGUAAAAGACACCAUUGGCUAUGACACUCUGGGGCACUGUUUCUUCCUCGAAGACGGGAUGGAGCAACGCAAUACAUUUUAUCACAACUUGGGCCUCCUCACAAGGUCGGGGACGAUCUUGCCUUCGGAUCGCAAUGAGGCAAUGUGCCUUGCCAUCCGCAGCCACGUCUAUGGGAAUUACGUUCCUGUGCCGAGCACCGACUGCAUGGCUGUCAGCACAUUCUGGAUUGCAAAUCCAAACAACAACUUAAUAGAGAAUGCAGCAGCUGGUGCUCAGGAUGUUGGAAUAUGGUACAUCUUCCACCGGGUUCCAACUGGCCAGUCCGAGGGGCAAUAUCCAGAGGGACAGGCUGAACAUACCCCCUUGGGAGUAUUUUACAACAACAGAGUCCACUCCAAUUUCAAGGCUGGUUUGUUUAUUGGAAAAGGAGUAAAGACAACGAGAGCCAGCGCUGAAGAUCCCAGAGAGUAUCUCACUGUCGAUAAUGCCAGGUUUCGCCCACAUCAAGAUGCUGAUCCUGAAAAGCCGCGAGUUCCUGCUGUGAUUGAUGGUCUUAUUGCUUUUAAAAAUAAUGACCAUGGGGCCUGGGCCAGGGGCGGCGACAUUAUUUUCCGCAACUCGGGGUUUUCAGACAAUGGAAUUGGACUCACUCUGGCAAGUGAUGGGACUUUCCCGACGGACGAAGGCUCCAGCCUGGAGGUUACACAUUCCAUUUUUGUUGGAGAAAGCAGCAACUUUGGCUCCCAGGGAGGCCAAAACAGCUACUGGGGAAAAGGGGCAAAUGGAGAAUACAGAACACUGCCCAGAAACAAGACGUUCCCUAUUCGUGGAUUCCAGAUUUAUGAUGGGCCUGUCAGGAUGGCAAAAUGCACUUUCAAGAAGUUCACCUCAACUGUUGACAGAUACUCAAGUGCCAUCGGGUUCUUCAUGAAAAACUCCUGGCAGAUAAGCCCCCAGAAUAAUGUGUCACAGAUCCUGAUGGAGAAAACCGUUGGACUGAAAGUGUUUUUUGGCAGACCAGGCCAGUGGUUUGGAAACAAUGAUAAUGAUGGUGACAAAAUGUCUAUCUUCCAUGAUCUGGACGGCUCGGUGACAGGGUAUCCCGACACUUUCAUAGGCAGAGCGGACAACUACUUGCUGCGUCAUCCCGGGUGCCUCACUGUCCCACGCUGGAAUGGGGUGAUGUGUACCGGGAAAUUCGCACAGCUUUAUAUUCAGGCCAGACGCCCUGAGAAUCUGACCUUAUCCAUUGCCAGAGCAGCAUACCAUUCCCAUCCCUUGCGGUUGCAAGGUGUGAACAGAGGAGCACCAUACCAGCAGUACCAGCCUGUCGUCAUGCUCGAGCAGGCUUAUAUCAUCCAGUGGGAUGGCAGAGCACCUGAGGAUAUUAUCCUGUACCCGAUCAACUUCAACAGAGGAGACUGGCUGCAUGUUGCUCUCUGCUAUCCCAGGGAAGCCGUUUUCCAGGUGGUGGCGGAUAUCUACCAGCGACGGACAGGGACAGUGCACAGCGUAAAGCACUACCUCGCUGCUCCUUCUCGGGCCAGCGCUCUCAACGGGACCGGCGAGCGGCUCUUCUACUUCGACAGAGCAUCAGGGUGA